Messenger RNA from Drosophila novamexicana, 423 nucleotides. RefSeq names its product vitelline membrane protein Vm26Aa-like. The transcript has a single exon. Lineage: Eukaryota; Metazoa; Arthropoda; Insecta; Diptera; Drosophilidae. The record is from RefSeq and is a predicted model, not a curated record. Bases 1 to 423 code for a protein of 140 amino acids.
AUGAAAUUCUUUGUGUGCAUCGCCCUCAUCGCCAUCGCCGCCUCCGCCCUGGCAGCACCCAGCAGCGGCAGCUCUGCUGCCAGCAGCAACGCCGGCGGCUCUGUUGCCAACCAGGAAUCCGAGGCUGAGGGCCAAGGCUACGGUGAUCUGACCCGUCUGCGCAAGUCAGCCUAUGGCGGCAGCUCGGGCGGCUAUGGCGGCUCCAGCGUGCCAGCUCCACCUUGCCCCAAGAACUAUCUGUUCAGCUGCCAGCCCAACCUGGCGCCAGUGCCCUGCAGCGCUCCAGCUCCCAGCUACGGAUCCGCCGGCGCUUACUCCUCGCCCGUGGCCAGCUAUGUUGCCCCCAACUAUGGCGUGCCCCAGCACCAGCAGUCGCUCUACGGCUCCGCCUACCUGCCUCAGGCCUAUGGCUACCAAUACUAG